Salvia miltiorrhiza (redroot sage) is the source of this 1228-nucleotide messenger RNA. RefSeq names its product peroxygenase-like. The record is from RefSeq and is a predicted model, not a curated record. Lineage: Eukaryota; Viridiplantae; Streptophyta; Magnoliopsida; Lamiales; Lamiaceae. The transcript is spliced from 6 exons. Gene Ontology annotation, molecular function: monooxygenase activity; calcium ion binding. The coding region runs from base 360 to 1103 and encodes 247 amino acids.
CACAACAAUACGUCGUCAAAAAUUGGAUUCGACGUAUGCGUGUGUUGAUCAAACAAUAGAUGAUUAAUGCUCAAAAUCUGAGAUUUUGUGUUCAAAUUCACCGUAUUUAUUUAUCUGUCUAAUUUAUCAAAGUAAAGAUCGGAUUUGGUCAAGACGACUCGAAUCCCUCUGCUUGAGACUGCUGCAGCGACGGACACAUGCAUAUGCCGUCGCACGUGUCAAAUAGAAGUCGUAUGUGAGCGCCGCCGCCGCUCUGCAUGUCCGCCACGCGCCGUCUCUCUCUCCUCGCCACCGCUGCGCCAUUUUCUAUAUAUCUAACUCUCUCUCUCUCUCACUCAGAAUUGAUCAGUGUGUGAGAUAUGGCGAGGUCUUACGCUGUGGCUGCAGGUGGGAUGGACAGAAACGCUGCAUUGUCGGCGGAGGCGCCGCUUGCUCCGGUGACUAUGGAGCGGCCGGUGCGGACUGAUUUGGAAACUUCCAUCCCUAAACCAUAUGUGGCUAGGGCAUUGGUGGCCCCCGAUAUGGACCACCCGAACGGGACGCCGGGCCUUGCGCAUAACGACUUGAGCGUGCUGCAGCAGCAUUGUGCCUUCUUUGAUCAAGAUGAUAAUGGGAUCAUCUAUCCAUGGGAAACUUAUUCUGGGUUUCGCCAACUCGGGUUCAACAUGAUCGCCUCCUUCGUAAUGGCGAUUAUCAUCAAUGUUUCGAUGAGUUAUGCAACGCUUCCGGGAUGGCUUCCUUCUCCUUUCUUUCCGAUAUACCUUUACAACAUACACAAGGCGAAGCACGGAAGCAGUUCAAGAACCUACGAUAGAGAAGGAAGGUACUGCCCACCGGAAUUCGAGAGUAUAUUCAGCAAGCACGCGGCCGAGUUCCCGGAUAAACUUACGUACGGCGAGCUAUGGAGCAUGACCGAAGCAAAUCGAGAAGCAUUCGACAUUUUUGGAUGGGUUGCUAGCAAGUUGGAGUGGACUAUUCUGUACAUUCUAGCAAGGGACGAGGAAGGCUACCUUUCGAAAGAGGCGAUACGACGUUGUUUCGACGGGAGCUUGUUCGACUACUGCGCCAAGAUGCAGAUGGGUGCCGAGGGGAAGAUGAAGUGAUUAGAUAUUUAGAUAUAAGUACUUAACUAAGUAAUUAAAGAUGUGGUUAAUCCGACUUCGUGAAUGAGCAAUAAAAUCUGGCUGAACAUAUAACAUAUUAGCUAACUUUAUGUUAGUUCUGGGUU